CCCCCAUUCUACUGCACCCAGCGUUCCUUCUUUCCUGGGGCUGAAAUGGGCUCUGGUAGUCAAUUCUCCUUCCCUCUAACUCCAACCAAGCGGUUGAGCCGGGGACGCGCCAUGGGACAACUGAUCGCCAAGUUGAUGGGCGUCUUCGGGAACCAGGAGCACAAGGUUAUCAUCGUGGGACUGGACAAUGCGGGAAAGACCACCAUUCUCUACCAGUUCCUGAUGAAUGAGGUGGUCCACACAUCUCCCACCAUCGGUAGCAACGUGGAGGAGAUCGUUCUGCGGAAGACUCACUUCCUCGUAUGGGACAUAGGGGGGCAAGAGGCUCUCCGCUCCACCUGGAGUGCAUACUACUCCAACACCGAGUUCGUCAUCCUCGUGAUUGACAGCACGGACCGGGACCGGCUGCUGACCACUCGUGAGGAGCUAUAUAAGAUGCUGGCCCACGAGGCUCUGCGAGAUGCUUCCGUCCUAAUCUUUGCCAAUAAGCAGGAUAUGAAGAACUCCAUGACCACCUUGGAGAUCUCUCAGUUCCUCACUCUGACCGCCAUCAAAGACCACCCGUGGCAUAUCCAGGGCUGCUGUGCCCUCACCGGGGAAGGGCUGCCUGCGGGGCUCCAGUGGAUGCAGUCUCGGGCCACUGCCAACUGAUGUCCUGACCUGAGGCCGACCAGAAACUCUGGGGUGUUUUGCUUGGACUGUUUGGGUGGAAAAUGCAAGUGACGAUUAUUUUCUGCGGUUCUCUGAUGGGAGCUGGGUCAGCUAUGGACAGUGAGAUUGCCGAAGUCCACCCAACCUAACCCUCCACCGAAGGGCUAGACUGCCUGCCCUGACCUGCUGCAGACAGGACAGCAGAAGAGCUGCCCUUCGCCCUGGGGAAGCAGGUGUCUUUGGAGGCACAGGCAAGUCAUUAGAUGUGUUGAGGGACUGGGAAGCGGAGCCCCGUCCCCUCAGCCUGCAACCUCUUUGAGGGGAAAAAAAUGGGGGAUAAAGUAGGAGACCCCUGGAAAUGCUCCUUAUUUCCUAGAACCCCACCUCCUAUCCCUCGAUUCUCACCCCAGUUUUCUGGCCCCUUUGCCAUCUUUGAGCAAAGGAGAUUCCAGAAAGGCAAAGAGGGCAGGCGCAGGGGAAGGAGGACAGAGCCAAAAACUGGUGGGAAGGGAGAGGAGGAAGGACGGGACAUCCCAGACGGGGACAGUCCCUCGCACUGCGGGGAGUUCCACUCCUCCCAUGCCUUUCCCUUCCCUCUGAGAUGCUGGCUGGGACCACAGCUUUUGAGAGUUAAGCCAUCCCAUCCUUUGCCCUCCAGUCCUUCCAGUAUGAAUCCCACGCCUCCCAGAUGUCUCCAAUUCCUACAUCGUGCCUAUCUUGGCUGUCUUUUGUAGUGAUUUUUUAGUUGUUUUAGAAUUUUUAUAAAAGAGUAAUAAAUGCUGUUGAAGACCGCUCA
Molecule: messenger RNA, 1447 nt
Organism: Mustela erminea (ermine)
Lineage: Eukaryota; Metazoa; Chordata; Mammalia; Carnivora; Mustelidae
Gene: ARL5C
Product: ADP ribosylation factor like GTPase 5C
Exons: 7
Coding region: 46-651 (201 amino acids)
Biological process (GO): intracellular protein transport; vesicle-mediated transport; protein localization to Golgi membrane
Cellular component (GO): cytoplasm; trans-Golgi network
Molecular function (GO): GTPase activity; GTP binding
Source: RefSeq, a predicted model, not a curated record